Molecule: messenger RNA, 2677 nt
Organism: Cuscuta epithymum
Lineage: Eukaryota; Viridiplantae; Streptophyta; Magnoliopsida; Solanales; Convolvulaceae
Source: the annotation of a GenBank genome assembly
GAUUAGAAGAGGGAAAUUGCUCCGAUUCCUCGAAAUCUCAAACCGGAAACCGGCGGUUGGGUUUCAUGCGGUUUGGAAUCGGGGAACCUCUACUCCCAGAAGUUUUUCUGUCCGCCUCCCAGCUCGCCCCUUUCCUUUUCCCCUCCCCAGUCCCCAUCGCUGCUGACCUCCCUCUCAGUCCUCCUCACCAUCCACACCGACUUAGCUAGUUAGCUCUCUCCAGACGCACUCUCAAGAAUGCCGUUUGGAUUAUCUUGAGCUGUAACUGGAUGAAGCUUAGAUGGUGUACGACUGUAAGGUGGUGUUGAGGUCCAUCUGCAUGGUGUUUAGUUUUUUUAAUUCACAUUUACGAAGCAAGUCUGGCUGCUCGUCAAAGAGUUAUUGAAAAAUAAGACUGCUGCUCUUCUUUUUCUUUGUCAGUGUGUUCGUUGACAUCAUAUGUCUUCUCUGAAAGAUAUUUUGAUAUGAAAUAUCUUCCACUGGCCGUGCUUGAAUAGCGGAAACAAUGAAGAGAUGUCCUUCCUCUCCGCCAAUGCCUUGGGCUCGCUCGUUGAAUCGGCCAUCUUGACUCGGUCUCUUGCUCUCGGUCAAGCAGUCCAUGCUCAGAUCAUCAAAACACUUGAAUCACAUUUUCCUCCCUUCAUCUCCAAUCACCUUAUCAACUUUUAUUCCAAAUUCGGCCGUCUCAGCUCUGCCCACCUCGUCCUCUUACUCACUCCUACCUGUUUUCGCUCCGUUGUUACUUGGACUGCCCUCAUUGCCGGCUCUGUCCAAAAUGGUCAUUUCUCGUCCGCGCUUCUCCACUUUUGUGACAUGCGCCGCGACCGCGUUCAACCUAACGACUUCACUUUUCCUUGCCUGUUCAAAGCCUCAGCGCUUCUCAACUCAGGUUUUGUUGGCCAACAGCUUCAUGCACUGGCAAUCAAGAGUAGCAUGAUAUCAGAUGUUUUUGUUGGAUGCAGUGCUCUUGACAUGUACAACAAAACCGGAAAUAGAGAACUUGCAGAUAAGGUGUUUGAUGAAAUGUCGAUAAAAAACAUUGCCACUUGGAAUGCAUGUAUUUCCAAUGCCGUACUUGCAGGGAGUCCUACGGCUGCUGUUGAAAAAUUUAUUGAGCUUUUACGUGUUGGGGAAGAGCCCCCCAACUCGAUAACUUUUUGUGUAUUUUUAAAUGCCUGCUCAGAUGGUUUGUAUUUAAAGCUUGGGAUGCAGUUGCACGCAAGUGUGAUUAGAUGUGGUUAUGAUUCCGAUAUCUCCGUUCUGAACGGAUUGAUUGAUUUUUAUGGAAAGUGUCAUGAUGUGAAGUCAUCUGAGCUAGUUUUUAAUGGUAUGCAUGAGAGGAAUGGUGUUUCGUGGUGCUCACUAUUAGCAACAUACGAGCAGAAUGAUCUAGGGGAAAAAGCUCUUCAGUUUUUCUUGAAAGCUAGGGAAGUGAGGAUUGUGCCAACUGAGUUCAUGGUUUCAAGUGUGCUCAGUGCUUGUUCUGGGUUGGCAGCAAUUGAUCUGGGAAAGUCAAUCCACGGCCUUGUUGUGAAGUCUUGUAUUGAGGGGAAUGUGUUUGUUGGGAGUGCUCUUGUAGACAUGUAUGGAAAAUGUGGUUGCUUAGAGGAUGGUGAGAGAGCGUUUGAUGAAAUGCCCAAGAGGAACUUGAUAACCUGGAAUGCUUUGAUAGGCGCUUAUGCACAUCACGGGCGAGCUGAUGUUGCACUGCAUUUAUUUCAGGAAAUGAGUGGAAAAAGUGGUGAGGUGGUGCCUAAUUAUAUCACACUUGUUUGCAUUCUCACUGCAUGUAGUAGGGCUGGAGCAGUUCAAAUAGGCAUGGAUCUUUUCGAGUCGAUGAAGGGGAAAUAUGGCAUCGAGCCCAGGGCAGAGCACUACGCGUGUGUUGUGGACAUGCUAGGGCGAGCAGGCAUGGUGGAUCGGGCAUACAAGAUCAUAAAGGAAAUGCCUAUGCAACCCACUGUUUCUGUUUGGGGGGCACUUUUAGGGGCAUGUAGAGUGCACGGUAAACCAGAAUUAGGGAAGAUUGCAGCUGAUAGUUUGUUUCGGAUUGAUCCACAUGAUUCUGGCAACCAUGUGAUCCUCUCAAAUAUGUUUGCGUCUUCUGGCAGGUGGGAAGAAGCUAAUACCGUAAGGAUGGAGAUGAAUGGGAUAGGAAUAAAAAAGUGUGCAGGUUACAGUUGGAUAACCGUUAAGAAUUGUGUGCAUGUUUUCCGAGCAAAGGACACAACUCAUGUGAAGUACCCAGAAAUUUUUGCAAUGUUGGCUAAACUAAGGAAAGAGAUGAAAGGGGCAGGUUAUAUCCCGGAGACCAAUUUGGCUCUUUAUGAUUUAGAAGAGGAAGAAAAAGAAUCUGAAGUUUGGUACCAUAGUGAAAAGCUUGCACUUGCAUUUGGUCUCAUUACUAUUCCUCAUGGAGUCCCUAUACGAAUAACAAAAAAUAUCAGGGUUUGUGUGGAUUGUCAUAGUGCUAUUAAGUUUAUCUCAAGAAUUGCAUGUAGAGAAAUCUUUGUGAGAGACAAUAAUAGAUUUCAUCACUUCAAGAAUGGUAUUUGUUCAUGCGGAGACUAUUGGUGAUGCUAAUCAAUACAAACAUAGAUAUGACAUACUAAAGUUGCUUACUCCGUACAUAAUUGUUAUGGAGGUUGGUAUAUGAGCUACACACCUCAAAUCAAAC